AUGCCACGUAGCGAAAAAAAAUCCAAAAAAGAUACAAACGCUUAUAUCCAUUUUUCAAAAGAAUUUUAUCGAGGAAGAGAUACCAAUAGCACCACAAAGGCAGCCGAUUUGUGGAACAAUAUGCCGCAGGAUCAAAAAUUUCAAUGGUAUAAGUUACAAAAUUUAAGAAAAUUAAUGAAUAUAAUUAAAAAAAAUAAAAAAUUACUCAACAAAUCGAGUUAUGAAUUGAUCGUAUCAACGCUCAAUUCACCCGACUCUCCAUUUAUCAUCGAAACCGAGUCGUUGAUGGCAGGGUUAGCAAUGGAGAUGUUAGCUAUGAAAAAAAACGGGGACAUACCUAAUGAUGACGAUGAUGACUACGAAAAAAUCCUUGAAGAAUUUAUACAUUUAGAUAGGUGUUCGUAA
Messenger RNA from Rhizophagus irregularis DAOM 181602=DAOM 197198, 405 nucleotides. RefSeq lists its product as uncharacterized. The record is from RefSeq and is a predicted model, not a curated record. Lineage: Eukaryota; Fungi; Glomeromycota; Glomeromycetes; Glomerales; Glomeraceae.